This is a messenger RNA of Harpegnathos saltator (Jerdon's jumping ant), 4472 nucleotides long. It is a transcript of the gene Uvrag, whose product is annotated as UV-resistance associated gene. The coding region runs from base 544 to 3228 and encodes 894 amino acids. Lineage: Eukaryota; Metazoa; Arthropoda; Insecta; Hymenoptera; Formicidae. Gene Ontology annotation, molecular function: SNARE binding. Gene Ontology annotation, cellular component: lytic vacuole; endosome. The record is from RefSeq and is a predicted model, not a curated record. The transcript is spliced from 10 exons. Gene Ontology annotation, biological process: SNARE complex assembly.
CAGACCCGCAUCCGCGAGUGCGAACGUGUUUGCCGUUCCCCCGUGUGGAAUCCGCUCGUACUCCGGUGCACCGGCAACGACACAGUUUGCGCGAAUCGACUGGGCCGUCCCGUGCCGCCGUUUGUAUCCCUGCAACUUCCACAAUCCAGGCUGAGACAAAGGAUUAGGUGGUUACCCUGCGCGAGAGGCAGGCAGGCUCCGACGAUAUUACCGAAGUAUAUCGAUAAGUGUCAAAUGUGAACUGUCAGAAUUUCUCGAAUGUCAUUCUGCUUCGACUACUUCGGGAAAUUUUACGCGUCAUUUAAUGACUUAAAUCGACGUGUAAAAUCAACGACAGGCGGUCUUCUGCGAUUCGGCGUUUGCCGAACAAUCGAUAGAUGCAAAAUUAUUUGUUUACACCACAUCUUGUAAUAAGUUAAUUAACCUGCGCGUAUGAUUGCGAUUAUCCGUGCUGCUAAUUAAAGUACUCUGUGUUCCCUUGGAUCCUUAUCGCGGCUAUUUCUGCGAUUGAAUGACGUUAUCGUGGUACUAUGAAGUUUCACAAUGGAGUUUCCCGAAUCGCGUAACGUCGUUAAGGAUUUAGAUUUGACCCUUCAACCGCGAAUUGUCCCGCGGUAUAAGACUUGGCUUUCCCUCGCUACACAGCAACUGAGACUCAGAAAUCUGAUACAAAUAAUAGGCCAUAAUCUAACAGGGAAUGUAAAUGGAGAAAUAUGUUGGUUCUAUUAUACUCUACAUUGGACAAGUAUGUCAUCCCCGUUAUAUACAAGUGAAGCAAUUGACAAUGCUAAUCCAAGAUGGUCAAGUCUGGAAGUACCUACUUUACAUGCCACAGGUUACUCAGCAGCUAGUGAAAUUAUUCUAAGAAUUUGGAAGCGUUCUAUGACAGGCGAUGCUAAAACUGAUGUAACCUUCUUCUCAUGGGGAAUAUCAUUUACUGGAUUAUCCUAUAUUGGUCCUAAGCUACCAGCAAAUCUCGAAACCAUCUUGAAAGAAAAUUCCUUAAUAUUCCACUUUCAUGGUGGAUAUUUUGCUCCUGUGUAUUGCUUUAUAACAGCUCCAGACUUAAAGCGGUAUCUCAACAUGAACAUGAAUGGAUCUGAAGUAAAGAGUAGUUAUACAGUGAAUAAACUUACCAGUUUAAGAAGCAAAAUGCAGGCACUAAAACAACAAACGGAAUCAGUACAAGCACUUAGAGUACGCAUUGCAUCGGGUGAUGAUUUUUAUACUCCUAAAUAUCCACAGACAACUUUAAACAGACUGUUACAACCACGAAAAGUAAAUAGGGAGAAGAAGGCUGAAAUUAUGAGAAUACGUAAAGAGUUAGAAAUGGCCAAAUUUAGAACAAAAUUGUUAGAACAAGAGAGAGCACGUAAAAUGGGAGAGAUUCGUGUGCUGAAUCAGUUGCAUUCUAACAUCGUAGAAGAGAAUCAAGAUCAUGCUUCUGAUUUGGUGGAAAGAUAUAGGGAAUUGAAUAAAGAUGUGGAAAGACUGAACGAGUGGCGACAGAAUCAUAUGGAUACGAGGGAGACUUAUUUACAAAUAAGUAGUCAACUUGCACAUAGGAGGCGCCAGUUAAUAUCAGAAUUAAGUUUAAUAUAUCCAAUCCGACAGGAAGAUACUGGGAAAUUUAGGAUAAAUGAUGUUCAUUUGCCGGACAGCGAGGAAUUGGAAUUAUCUAAUGACACACAAGUUGCCGUCGCGCUGGGCUUCGUCGCUCACACAACGCAGAUGAUCGCAAACUUUUUGAAUGUACCGACUAGAUAUCCUAUCAUACAUUACGGCUCUCGCAGUAAAAUUAUAGAUCAUAUUACGGAAAGUUUACCCGAUAAUGACAAACAGUUCCCACUGUUUGCUCGAAGCAAGGAUAAGUUACAGUUUCAUUAUGCCGUGUAUUUGUUAAACAAAAACAUAGCACAACUUCGGUGGUAUUGCGGCCUGCCUACUACCGAUUUAAGAGCGACGCUGCCAAAUCUCGCUACUCUGAUUAACAUCAAACCCAAUCAAACGCAUUUGGACAAUUCGAAACGCACGUUCUCAAACUCAUCGUUGGACACCGAAGUCGGCAACGGCAAGCAGAAUCCGUCUCUCACGCCGCCAUUGCAGAAGAUUAUUUUCGAGAAAUGUCACCGCUCCUCACGAUCGAUGAGUCAGUUGAAAAGCAUCAAGUCCACGCUCGGAUCCUCUUUGGAUCAGGGUUUAGACAAGCCUGUGCAGUCGCCCGCGCUGGGCAGUCAAUCGAAACGUAUUUGUAAGUCGGAAGAGAGUGCCAUUGACAAUAAAACCUUGGUACUGGCUAAGGACAGGUCAAGCAAUAGCAGUAACGAAACGUUAAAUAGUGCCAUUCUGAAUAAUAUCGAUAACAUAACCCUUAAGGAUAAUAAUUUCGCUGACAGUAGCGAUAAGGUCGUUAUUGAGAGUAACAUAGAGAUCAUGAUACCUACGUCGGUUUCCAAAUCGAGGAACGUCGCGGACAGCUUGGAAAGUUCCGUGAGCGCUAGGGACAGGAGUUCCAAUUCUAUAAGCAGCUGCGAAAUGGCUCUCAGUAGUAGCCAAAACGACGUGCACGAGAGUUCGAACGAUAACCACGCGAGGAGAGAGAGUCACGACGAUAAUAUUUUCUCGAUGGACGAUGGUCUGAGAAAUAUCAAGGACGCGAUAGACAGCGCGCUGAAGGAGGGCGAACAGAGCGAGGAGCAUCACUCGAAGAGUGAGACUCUGCAGAAUUACGACACGAGCAGCACGACCAUCAGUGAACAAAAUAACAGUGUUCACGAACAAAGCCCGCUUAGGGAAAUUGCCAUUUACAGUAAAGAACGUUUUGCCAAGUCGUGCUUGUCUUUGGACGACGUGUGUACUUACGAAGAAUCGGAACAAAAGCGAAGAACAAACUGCGUUAGCAGCUUUCCGGAGCAUUGCACGAAGGAUACUGCACUACGAGAGGAGUACGACUCCGAAUCCAGAUCGGACAAAUCAAGUUACUCCCAACAUGUUGAGAAAUGGCCGCAGAGUAUCAUGGUGAACGAACCAGUGCCAGACACGAGGCCCAUUUUAAGCGCACCAAAACCGGAUAGUUAUUCAUACGACGAAGCGAAGUCGCAGUGUGAUAUUCAAACGUCGAGCGAAUAUAUAGACAUCAUUAGGCGCAGCUCGGAGAACGUGUGCGCGCGUACCGAAGCCUUAGCUAAUAAGAAAACUAGUUUUAAAGUUAUGAAACCGCGUCUUUAAUAUCUGCCUACAUCGUGAAAUUGUGCCCUAAUAGUGCGAAACACCGGUGUGUAGGUAUGCACCGAAAAAGGUUCUUGAAGACGUAUUCGAUUUACGUCUUCAAGCAAUUAUGCAACAUCUCCCAUAUAUUCUCAGUAUAAAAGAAGUUUUAUUAAAAAGGUCGUGAUUUCACUUAAAUUGACUUCACUUAAAUUUGUAUGUUAAAUUCAUGCAAAGUUACAAAAAAUACAUUUACCAUCUCUUUUCUUUCAUUCGUUCGAGUCAGCAAAAUAAGAUUGUUAAAUGAAUCACCGCACACGCCUUACAUAGAGCAGAUAUGGCAGUGACGCAUUCCGUGGUAUGAAUAUGCACCGAACCAUUAAAAAGUGUACGAAAAAGCAAAUUAAAAAAGCCACCUAUCGCGUGCUUAUCUAUACUGUUCUAUAAAAACUGGCAGUUUCUUUCCCGUUGCACAAAACAAUUCGAAUUGAUGAUGCAACAACAGGACGUUAGCAGGUGUAACGAUGUGGAAAAGAUCGUUAGAACAAAUAUAGUUCCUCUACGACUGCGUAUAGUACGUAUCUAUAUAUAUGCGAUAUGAGUGCAGGCGCGUUAUUAGUUGCAUUGCUUUAUUUGUACGCACGCUGUGCACUUGUGUGACAACUUUAGUUGAACAAUAGUUACGGCCAGAUGGAAAAUUCAAAUUUUGUGAUCACAAGUUGGAAUUUUCUCGAUUUGAUAGUCAAAUGUACAUAUGUACUGACAUCAGUUGUAUUAUAUAAGUUGCGACUUCACUAUUGCGCAUUACAAAGCUUAUAUUGUUAUUGUUUCUCUGUAUUAAAGCAUUUUUAUCGAAAGUCAAGGUAAUAUGUAAAGAAUGCAGUUACAUGAGAUAUAAUUGUAAAUAUUCUAGAUACUCUAGAUUUUUUCACUGUACUUAGCUCACGUAACUGACUAAUAUAUUCGGUUUAUGUUUACAGUAUAAGCAAUUGAGCAUAAUUAAUUAUAUUUUUGCCAUUGAGAAUAUACCGCGUGAAUUUAUGUACGAGGACCAACCAAAGUACUAAACCAGAUUAAUUGCUUAACAGAAUGGUCAUGUAAGUAAUUAGGUAACCCUAAUUAGCCAGUAAUAUAAUUAAGUGAAUGUGGAAAACGUCUUGAGAAGAAAAUUGUUCGCGAGGCAAAGUUUCAUUGUGAAACUUGUUAACAACGGACUAUUGCAAUGUGAUAAAUAAAACUUGUCUACUCGAAGGCAGAGAAGGAAA